Messenger RNA from Phalaenopsis equestris, 1089 nucleotides. Its product is annotated as growth-regulating factor 10-like. NCBI's taxonomy places the organism in Eukaryota, Viridiplantae, Streptophyta, Magnoliopsida, Asparagales, Orchidaceae. Gene Ontology annotation, molecular function: ATP binding. Gene Ontology annotation, cellular component: nucleus. Gene Ontology annotation, biological process: regulation of DNA-templated transcription; developmental process; DNA-templated transcription. The record is from RefSeq and is a predicted model, not a curated record. The transcript is spliced from 3 exons. Bases 178 to 780 code for a protein of 200 amino acids.
UUGCAGACUGCCGCCAUUGGUGCGUGAUUGUAUGUAUUAGAGCGCAAGCUCAAUUUACAUUUUUAAGCUCUUACUAUAUAAUUUCCUCCGAGCUUCGGCCCUGCAUCUCAAAUCACCAAACCAAGUGGAACAAAAGUUCCAUGUCAUCAACACUCAUGGCCGCUAGAUAACCGUAGAAUGGCAACCAAGGAGCACACAUCUUCCCUCAACGAUCAUCCGUUCUCUCCUCCUCCUUCCAAGAUUGCACGCCUCUCUUCACACUCACCCACCUCCGCCCAAUCAAGGUUAUGUUUUCCUUGUGAAAAAUCUGUGACCGCCGCAUCUCCCUCGCCUCUAACCCUCGGCCUCAAUGGGAGUUCCGUUCCCAGCCCCGUAAAAAAACCCAUUUUUACUUUCAUGCAAAUGCAAGAGCUGGAACAUCAAGCUCUCAUCUACAAGUACAUGGAGGGCGGCCUUCCCGUCCCCCUUCACCUCGUCCUCCCCAUAUGGAAAAGCGUCGUUGCUGCCAACUGCGGUGGCCAUCAAUGCCCUUCUUUUUCGGGAUGUGGUGGUUUGUGUUUGGAUUAUAGGAACAGUUUGGAGCCGGAGCCCGGGAGGUGUCGAAGGACAGAUGGGAAGAAAUGGAGGUGCUCGCGCGAUGUAGUUCAAAAUCAGAAGUAUUGUGAACGCCACAUGCACCGAGGACGUGUUCGUUCGAGAAAGACCAUGGAAGCGGAAGGAAGCAGCCGCGGCGGCGGCGGCGAUGGAUUUGAUGAGUUCGUCAUUCCCGCUGUUCCAUGACUAGCUAUCUGCAUGAUUAAGGGCCAAUGCGUUGUCAUCUACAUAUUGUUUAAACGCAGCUUCCUCAUCUACACAUUUAUCUGCAAUGAAGUGGUGAGCAUUCAGCGUCCAAGUGAGAGAGAGAGAGCUCCCGACAGAGUUUUCUGUCAGGGGAUUGGAGAUGAUAACAGUAUGUCACAUGUCCAACAGUUGUCAAGUUAUCAUUUAAUAUAGGUUUUUAUUAAACUUGUCAUAUGCAGGAUUCACCAGUGUGCUCAAAAUUUACUUUUGACUUUUUUGUGUUGUAUUAAAAGCGUUUUAUUUUAUGGU